This is a messenger RNA of Lingula anatina, 2636 nucleotides long. RefSeq lists its product as uncharacterized. Gene Ontology annotation, molecular function: ubiquitin binding. Gene Ontology annotation, biological process: ERAD pathway. Lineage: Eukaryota; Metazoa; Brachiopoda; Lingulata; Lingulida; Lingulidae. The record is from RefSeq and is a predicted model, not a curated record. Gene Ontology annotation, cellular component: endoplasmic reticulum.
ACAAUGGCGGAAGAAAGCGAACAAUUUGGGCGACAUAGUGCAAGAAUUCGCCACGGUCCGCGUCCUAUAGCUCCCACUGGUCAUGAAGUUAAACGCAAAAUAUCGGUAGACAGCAUUGAAAACAUAGGAAAAACUAGUCCAUUUUCUACUGUAUCAGAAUAUGCCAGAGUCAGAUCAGGGUCAUUAGAUGAAACAGGAGCAUCAACAAGACCAAAAUCUCGCAGAGGAAGACCUGAAGUUACUUCAAACAGCGACGUUUUAGAGCAAGCUGGAUUUACAAGGGCAUCUUCUAGUCUCUCAGAUUCACAUAGCAACUACAGACCCAACUCCCAGGGUGAAGAUAUUGGACUUACACCAUCCCCGCCACCUCACCCACCCACCUCAGCCUCACGGCGGAAACCCAGACCCACAUCUGCCAAGUACCGUGUUCGAAGACAGUCAGCAUCAGAACAGCAUGAAUCCCAGCCUGACGCAAUGUUGUCAGCUUCACCACAGCAAAAGGCUUCUCAAAUGGUUCCUCACCCCCCAUAUAAUAUUGAUGGUCACUAUGAGGACAGAUUAAUGUCUCCUGGGUUGCCAGGUACCCAUGGAAGACCACCCUCAGCAAAUCUGAACAGGUACAGCCCCUUACCAGGGAUUGGACAAAAACUUUCUCAUCAGGCUCCAGACAACGUCACCCAAAGCAUGACAUUAAUCAAUCUGAACAGUAAUUCAAAUUUGAUGAAACAAACAGAAAACUCGAAUUCUCAGAGGUCUUUGUAUAGGCCAGGGUCCAGAGAAAACCAAGAAUUAAUCAGCAGCACAUCUAAGCAGAGUUGGUAUUCUCAUAGUAAUAAUCAACCAACAGAUGGAGGCACUGAAAAUAGGGUUCCCCAAGACACUCCCUGCCAUACUCCAGAGUUGAGUGACACAGCUGCAUAUGACUCUGAAUCACCUAGAAAAUUAGAGCGUGAAAUCUUGUUACCACCAGAGCCAGGGGAAGGCGAGGAGUGUAUAACUCUGGCUGUGAAACUCCUCAGUGGGAGAAGAGCCAUGAGGAAUUUUCACCCUGAGGAUAUGUUGCAAAGUGUGCUAAAUUUUGCUGAGGUUCAAGAUGGAUUAGACCUUAGUGGAUAUAUGUUGGUCUCAAAUAGUGUUCCUCCUCAAAAGUUCCCUGAUCUCUCCAGAACUAUUGCUGAGUCUCAUCUGGAAAACAGAACUGCCCUUCUCCUCCACAGAGGAGACCAAUGACAUGUGGCUCUAGCUUGGCUUUUGUUUUUUAUCAAGUUAACUCAAAUAAGAUGUGUUAACCAGGCAUGGAGUUGGGAUAAGUAUUUGAGAGAAGCAUUUUUUUUUUUUUUUUUUUUGAAAAAUGGAAGUUUACCUUUUAAUCAUUGAUGUGGGUCACAGCUAGGUGAACAUUGUCAGUGGGCUGUGUUUCACUUUCCUUUCUUUAUUUAUUGCUAUUGGUUUGAUUUGAUGAAUGCUAUAGUAUUACCAUUUUUCCACUAAAACACGAGGUACUGGUACAUGUACACCCGUAUGUGAGAUUGAUCAAGUUGAAAGUGUUUGAUGUCUACAUGUAGAGUGAUACAAGACUGACCUUAGUAGUAUGCAAUGACCACUGCUGAGCAGGAACCUUUGCCAUUAAGGUUAAUUAACAAUUGCCCUGAGCUUCAGAGUUUACUUGAAACAUAAUCAACAUGCCUCUGCUUCUUUCAGGACAUCAUGAGUAUCAGGGUGGAGAGUGGAGAGACAUGCCCCUGGUUAGUUUCCAGCAGUCUUGAAGGCCCUUUUUACAUUGUGUUUUACACUUUUCUGUUUUGCACAUUUUUUACCAGGUCCUAACUAGUUGCAUUGAGUUCCAUUUGCUCUGUAGGUGACUUUUGUUUGAAAUGGUUACUAGGUUUUUAUUAAGUUUUAAGUUGUCAGUCUUUCAAGUUGGUGAUAAGCAAAAGGUGUACUGCAUGGAAUGGGUGAAACAGGUAGCCUGUAGGGUAUGUAGACUAGUUAUUAUGUGAAAAUGCAAUCUAAAACCUCACAAGUGUGUAGCCACUGUGUGGCAAUUUAUGGUGUAAAAUGGUCAGUAGACAUAACUUGCCCUUAUAUGAGAAUGUCAUAUCUAUAUUUAUAUGGUACUGUGUCUGCAUACUGCAUAGAUAAGGGUGUAUUCACAAUGGAUCUAUCCUAAUAGCUAUAGUGCACACUAACUCCAUUGGGACUCUUGCUGAAUGCAAUCAGAUUAACAGAUUAACAUGUCUCUUGUCAUUGAGUAUACAGAAAAGCUGGUGAUUAUGGGAGUACAUUGACAGCAAGAGGAGGCAUGUUAAUCUGUUAUUCUGAUUGCAUUCAAUGGGAGCCCCCAUGAAAUUUGUACACACUGACUAGUACAAUAGGUUCAUUGUUAAUACACCCUUAUAUACUGUUAGGCCUGAUUCUGUAUUAACUAGUACUUGGUUGAUGCUACCUUGCCUUAAGUAUCCCCAUUUAUCUUGCUGACAAAUCUGCCCCCUAUUGAGAGGUAAAUGCCCUCCCUUGCACAUAGGUAGGAGUACAGGUACAUGGUUCACCUAGUCACAUGCCUGGAUACUGUAUUAGAGUAAAGUAGGCAGUGUGCAAGUAGAAAAUACUCAUUGGAAACUAAACCUAGGUUUUAG